Messenger RNA from Cylindrotheca closterium, 1104 nucleotides. NCBI's taxonomy places the organism in Eukaryota, Bacillariophyta, Bacillariophyceae, Bacillariales, Bacillariaceae. The record is from the annotation of a GenBank genome assembly.
AUGAUGGAGGACUAUACAAACAAGCAUGAAGAUUCUAGUAACUCUGCCUCUUUUCUUCCAAAGCAUCUCCGCGACAUGAGAAAAUACUUGCUCAUCCAGAAUUCCGGCAACUUGAACGAACUUAUGAACUGGACUAUCAUCAUCCUUGGCUGCCGGCUCUUCCUCCGUGUUGAUGAAGUGCUGUCACUGCAGAUCGAAUCAUUCGUUCCCCAGUACUUUGCAGUCAAAGAGAAAAAGGUGCUUUCCCUUUGCGUGAAGAUUACUAGGAAAACUGGUGACGAUGAGUCGGAAGAUCAGCACUUCCAAGUUCACGAUGAUCCUUAUUACCCUGAAUUCUCACCUGUUCGACCCUUGCUACUGUUCAUCGCAGCAUCCAAAAGAAUGCAGGGCUACAUUUUCCCUGUGAAAGAGCAGAUGUUUGAAGCAAAUGCAACCAAGGCUUAUCACUGUAAUGACUUUCUCAACACUUUACACUAUCUUGUCAAGGAUGUUCUUGGAAUGGACCUCUCGUCUGGCAGCGGUCGUCAUCAUCUUUAUGCAGGCACCCAUAUUCUUCGCAAGACUGCCCUUCUUCUUGCCUACUGGGGUACCAAGAUGGGAAAGAUAAAUCACAGCGAAAUGAACAUUCAUCAUGGAGGAAUACCAAUUGAAGAUUUGGCAGCGAUAUACAAUGAUCCAAGAAAUGAUUCCAUGCUCUGUGAUGGAAGGCGCGAAAUCUCAACAAGUAUAGCGGCAGAUCUUGGCGAUGCGGCAACAUUGUUUGCUCUCUACUCCCGCCUGGGCAAUCGUGACCCCGAUCAAAUGGUUGGACCUUACAUGCCCAUCUCCAUGUGCAUCGCCAAUGCGAGUGAUGAUAGUCACCCAAUCAACAAUAAAACUCUCCCAGAGCUUGCGGCUUGGUUUGUGUUCGACAUUAUGGAAGUUGACAAGGACACGGUACUGAAAGCCAAUAUUCCACUCCUCUGUUCUAUGGCUCAUUCCCUAGAUCAUGCUGAUAAUGCUGUGAAUAUAACACCAACCAACAUACUGGAGGAACUCCGGGCCCAUCUUCCACCUGACCUGUUUAGUCAGGUUGCGGGUCACUUAUCAAGUAGUAACAUGUAA